AUGGACAUCAACACGUACGCCAGCAGUGAGCUCUACAUGAAGAAAGCCACCAACAAACAGUGCAAGAGAUUCCUCAGACUUCCGAGCGGACGUCAGCAGGAGGAGAAAGCCAGCAAUAUUAAGACCGUCAUCAACCUGACAGAGAGAGCACUGGAUGAGCCAGCUAUAUCUGUGCAGUCGAAAGCCCUGAACUUUGCUCCGAUUCCAAGAACGUUACCAAAACGUGACAGCAGCAAAUGUCGAGCAAGCCAUACGUGCACUCCCGCCAAGAGCAGCCUAGGAGACCAACCGCCGCCUUACUACAAGACCGCCGCCUUACUACAAGACCGCCGCCUUACUACAAGACCGCCGCCUUACUACAAGACCGCCGCCUUACUACAAGACCGCCGCCUUACUACAAGACCGCCGCCUUACUACAAGACCGCCGCCUUACUACAAGACCGCCGCCUUACUACAAGACCGCCGCCUUACUACAAGACCGCCGCCUUACUACAAGACCGCCGCCUUACUACAAGACCGCCGCCUUACUACAAGACCGCCGCCUUACUACAAGACCGCCGCCUUACUACAAGACCGCCGCCUUACUACAAGACCGCCGCCUUACUACAAGACCGCCGCCUUACUACAAGACCGCCGCCUUACUACAAGACCGCCGCCUUACUACAAGACCGCCGCCUUACUACAAGACCGCCGCCUUACUACAAGACCGCCGCCUUACUACAAGACCGCCGCCUUACUACAAGACCGCCGCCUUACUACAAGACCGCCGCCUUACUACAAGACCGCCGCCUUACUACAAGACCGCCGCCUUACUACAAGACCGCCGCCUUACUACAAGACCGCCGCCUUACUACAAGACCGCCGCCUUACUACAAGACCGCCGCCUUACUACAAGACCGCCGCCUUACUACAAGACCGCCGCCUUACUACAAGACCGCCGCCUUACUACAAGACCGCCGCCUUACUACAAGACCGCCGCCUUACUACAAGACCGCCGCCUUACUACAAGACCGCCGCCUUACUACAAGACCGCCGCCUUACUACAAGACCGCCGCCUUACUACAAGACCGCCGCCUUACUACAAGACCGCCGCCUUACUACAAGACCGCCGCCUUACUACAAGACCGCCGCCUUACUACAAGACCGCCGCCUUACUACAAGACCGCCGCCUUACUACAAGACCGCCGCCUUACUACAAGACCGCCGCCUUACUACAAGACCGCCGCCUUACUACAAGACCGCCGCCUUACUACAAGACCGCCGCCUUACUACAAGACCGCCGCCUUACUACAAGACCGCCGCCUUACUACAAGACCGCCGCCUUACUACAAGACCGCCGCCUUACUACAAGACCGCCGCCUUACUACAAGACCGCCGCCUUACUACAAGACCGCCGCCUUACUACAAGACCGCCGCCUUACUACAAGACCGCCGCCUUACUACAAGACCGCCGCCUUACUACAAGACCGCCGCCUUACUACAAGACCGCCGCCUUACUACAAGACCGCCGCCUUACUACAAGACCGCCGCCUUACUACAAGACCGCCGCCUUACUACAAGACCGCCGCCUUACUACAAGACCGCCGCCUUACUACAAGACCGCCGCCUUACUACAAGACCGCCGCCUUACUACAAGACCGCCGCCUUACUACAAGACCGCCGCCUUACUACAAGACCGCCGCCUUACUACAAGACCCACCAUACAAAGAAGUGGGGAAAGACUCGGCUGCUGCUGUUACGCCCAAGACCAUCGAUGUUCUCAACAGCUCAGGACUUGACAGAAACACCAUUAGGAAGCUUUACCCUCGGGCACCGGCUCCACCGCGACUGUAUGGCCUCCCGUAG
Messenger RNA from Schistocerca serialis cubense, 1845 nucleotides. RefSeq lists its product as uncharacterized. Lineage: Eukaryota; Metazoa; Arthropoda; Insecta; Orthoptera; Acrididae. The coding region runs from base 1 to 1845 and encodes 614 amino acids. The transcript has 2 exons. The record is from RefSeq and is a predicted model, not a curated record.